Messenger RNA from Triplophysa rosa, 2999 nucleotides. RefSeq names its product cullin 2 (gene cul2). Gene Ontology annotation, molecular function: ubiquitin protein ligase binding. Gene Ontology annotation, biological process: SCF-dependent proteasomal ubiquitin-dependent protein catabolic process; protein ubiquitination. Lineage: Eukaryota; Metazoa; Chordata; Actinopteri; Cypriniformes; Nemacheilidae. Gene Ontology annotation, cellular component: Cul2-RING ubiquitin ligase complex; SCF ubiquitin ligase complex. The transcript has 21 exons. The coding region runs from base 201 to 2438 and encodes 745 amino acids. The record is from RefSeq and is a predicted model, not a curated record.
CGUGAGAGGCAAUGGCAGAGGUGUAGAAGGAGAGAGAGAGGAGUCAAGCGUUCCUGACAGCUUCAUUUUAAUCCCACACCUGUGACAUAGUGACCCGAAGAGACCCCAAUCUACACCCGAGACACCCGACCCUCCUGGACGCCCGGGACCCGCAGUUUGAGCAGGGCUUUCGCAAAAUCAGUUAAAGCCGAAGCCACACCAUGUCAUUAAAACCACGGGUGGUGGAUUUCGAUGAGACAUGGAACAAGCUCCUUACGACAAUCAGGGCCGUUGUCAUGCUCGAUUACGUGGAGAGGGCGACAUGGAAUGACCGCUUUUCUGACAUAUAUGCACUUUGUGUUGCAUACCCUGAACCUCUGGGUGAAAGAUUGUACACUGAGACAAAGGUUUUUCUUGAAAAUCAUGUCCGACAGUUGUUCAAGAGAGUGCUGGAGUCAGAGGAAAAGGUUUUGGUGAUGUAUCACAGAUACUGGGAAGAAUACAGCAAAGGUGCUGAAUACAUGGAUUGCUUAUACAGGUACCUUAACACGCAGUUUAUAAAGAAGAACAAGCUGACUGAAGCAGAUUUGCAGUACGGUUAUGGAGGGGUGGAUAUGAAUGAGCCUUUAAUGGAGAUCGGAGAGCUUGCACUUGACAUGUGGCGGAAGUUAAUGAUCGAGCCGCUUCAGCCAAUGCUGAUUGGAAUGCUGUUAAAGGAGAUCAAAAACGACCGAUGUGGAGAGGACCCGAAUCAGAAAGUAAUCCAUGGGGUUAUCAACUCCUUUGUUCAUGUUGAACAGUACAAGAAAAAGUUUCCUCUAAAGUUUUAUCAAGAAAUCUUUGAGGGGCCGUUUUUGACCAAAACCGGCGAGUAUUACAAACAGGAAGCUUCAAAUCUACUGCAGGAGUCCAACUGCUCUCAAUAUAUGGAGAAGGUUUUAGGUCGGUUGAAGGACGAGGAGGUGAGAUGUCGGAAGUACCUUCACCCCAGCUCUUACGCCAAAGUCAUUCAUGAAUGUCAGCAGAGGAUGGUGGCCGAUCACCUGCAGUUUCUGCACGGAGAGUGUCAAAAUAUCAUCAGACAGGAGAAGAGAGAAGACAUGGCGAAUAUGUACACGCUACUGCGGGCCGUGUCCAGCGGCUUACCUCACAUGAUACAGGAGCUCCAGGUUCACAUCCACGAUGAGGGACUCAGAGCCACAAGUAACCUUUCUCAGGAAAAUAUGCCAACCCAGUUUGUGGAGUCUGUGUUAGAGGUUCACAGUAAAUUCGUUCAGUUGAUUAACACGGUGUUAAAUGGGGACCAACACUUCAUGAGUGCUCUUGAUAAGGCAUUGACUUCAGUAGUGAACUACAGAGAGCCCAAAUCCAUCUGCAAAGCUCCUGAACUGCUGGCCAAGUACUGUGACAAUCUGCUGAAGAAAUCUGCAAAGGGAAUGACUGAGAAUGAAGUGGAGGACAAACUGACCAGCUUCAUCACAGUCUUCAAGUACAUUGACGACAAAGACGUGUUUCAGAAGUUUUAUGCCAGAAUGCUCGCAAAGCGGUUAAUACACGGACUUUCGUUAUCCAUGGAUUCAGAAGAGGCCAUGAUCAACAAGCUGAAGCAAGCGUGUGGCUAUGAGUUUACAAGCAAACUGCACAGAAUGUACACCGAUAUGAGCGUCAGCACGGACCUCAACAACAAAUUCAACAACUUUAUUAAAACCCAGGAGACCGUAGUGGACCUGGGCAUCAGCUUUCAGAUUUACGUAUUACAGGCGGGUGCUUGGCCACUCACACACGUUCCCUCAUCCACAUUCGCCAUACCACAGGAGCUAGAGAAGAGCGUACAAAUGUUCGAGUUGUUUUAUAACCAGCACUUCAGUGGAAGAAAGUUAACGUGGCUGCACUAUCUCUGUACAGGUGAGGUGAAGAUGAACUAUCUGUCAAAACCGUACGUGGCUGUGGUGACCACCUAUCAGAUGGCAGUGCUGCUGGCGUUCAACAACGGCGAGACUGUGAGCUACAAGGAACUGCAGGACAGCACACAGAUGAAUGAGAAAGAGCUACAGAAGACCAUCAAGUCUCUACUGGACGUCAAGAUGAUCAGCCACGACUCGCAAAAAGAGGAAAUCGAGGCUGAAUCCACAUUUUCCCUAAUUAUGAGUUUCACCAGUAAAAGAACGAAGUUUAAGAUCACAACGUCAAUGCAGAAGGACACACCACAGGAACUGGAACAGACGAGAAGCGCCGUAGAUGAAGACCGGAAAAUGUAUUUACAGGCUGCUAUAGUGAGGAUUAUGAAAGCCAGGAAAGUCUUGAGACACAACGCUCUUAUACAGGAGGUUAUUAACCAAUCCAAAGCCAGAUUCAACCCGAGUAUCAGCAUGAUCAAGAAGUGCAUUGAGGUUCUUAUCGACAAGCAGUACAUCGAGCGAAGCCAGAGCUCUGCGGACGAGUACAGCUACGUCGCCUAAAAACACAUUCAUUGAAUUGAAAGAAAAUAAAAAAGCGCUUCAAAGCGUGAACGGUAAACAUGUCUUUUAUUUUCGGCUUUGGCUCCGGCACUCAAGCAUUGGAUCGAAACAGGACUCAAUGGCUCCAUCUUCUUUUGGAAAAGAGCCUGGGGUAGCUGGGCGAUCAACAAUAUGACACUGUCUCUCUUUUAUCCCCCAUCCCUUCCCUGUUCUGAUUUUAAGAUGUUUACAUCACCAGUGCCACGCCCAGUGCGUCAACGGAAAGAAAAAUUGCCUAUAGCUUCAGCGUAAAAGGAUAAUACAUUUUUAGACGUAAACGUAAGCGAGAAAGGAAAGCGAACGCAUCACGUAGAGCAAAUGUUUAAGAAACGUCCUAAAACCAACCACGCUUUCUUUUUCUCACGUUGCAGUUGUUGUGUGUAUUCUUUUUUAAUGUAUCAAAGUGAAAAAAAUAUUGUAAUAAAACCGGUAUACUGAAUUGCAUUUACUUUCAAAAUAUAAAUACAACUAUGAGGUGACAAACAUGAUUCUGCUGCUUGUCAAAUAAACAAAUAAAACACU